Porites lobata is the source of this 1260-nucleotide messenger RNA. The record is from the annotation of a GenBank genome assembly. Lineage: Eukaryota; Metazoa; Cnidaria; Anthozoa; Scleractinia; Poritidae.
AUGAUCGAUUUAUGCCUAACGAAUUCCCCAGAUAAGAUAUCAAAGUCAGGUGUUAUUAAUAUUGGUAUAAGUGAUCAAUCUGCUAUUUAUCUUACACUCAAAGUUGCUCAUCUUCGCUCCAAUAUGCAUAAAACUGUUAGCCUGCGUAGCUGGCGGUAUUGUGUAGUAGUCGAGUGAGAUUUGGCGGUGGAGCCGUUGUAAUAUAGUCGAGUGAGAUUUGACGGCGGAGCCGUCACGAGAGGCGAAGCCGCGAGAAAUACCGCCUGCCAGAGAACCAUGAUUUUUCGAAUACCACCUUAGCUGAUCCCAAUUAAAUCAGCCAACCAAAGAGAAACCUGCAAUUUGAAACUUCCGAUUAUUUUCGCGCGAGACAGUUUAGAAAUAAGCGUUGACAGGCUAAACACGACUUCUAAGCUCGUGAUAAUGUGAAACGUGACCUUGUGAGUUUGCUUGAACAGAGGUUUUUUAUUUUCUCGGCUCUCGCGCGAAGGUUACUAGCAGCACUACACAGUGCAUGUGUCAUUCUAAACUUUGACUGAGUAAAUCUUUUUUUGCCACACUAGGCUUAACAUUAAAAGGACAUGAAGCUGGUUUGUUACAUGCAUACUGAGUAACCAUUUCCUGUGGUUUAUUCUUCUGUAGAUGUUCCUGAUAGGAUUUGAUCUCAGAUGCAGUUGUAAAGUGUCUUAAUUUUCUUUGACCUUUGUUUCUUACGGCUAAAUAAAGACAAUUCCAGCGCUGUGAAGUUUAAAGACGCCAUUUCGGCAAUUUGGUCAUCAAUUAUGAUCUUUUUAAAGGGGAAACCACAAUCACUUACGUCUUUUCCAGUUUGCCAUCUGCUCCCUUAAUUGGGAAAUAUAUGUAAAUGAUCAUCUAACACGAUUGACAUAUGUAUGGCCCUCGACCAAUCCGCUUCCCCGCACACUGGUGUGCGGACUAUUCAAAAUACCGGAGUUUUCUGGCAGGCGGUAUUUCAACCGCCUCGUCCCUACUCCCUUUUUUUUUGGAACACGGCUCCGCCGCCAAAACGUUAAUCUUGCACCCACGCAAUACCGCCAGCUACGCAGGCUAAAAACUGUAGAAGUCCGACAGCUCAAGAAUUUCAAUGAAGCUGAAUUUUUGCGAGAUCUUCGCAUGAUUGACUGGAACCGCGUUACAACGCACAAUAACCCAAAUGAAAUGUGGGACUUUUGGAGACACCUGUUAACGAGUGUUAUUGAUAAGCAUGCACCAUUCAGAACAAAAAGGGUGAAAAAAUAA